GUCUCGCUCUUGUCGAACAAAUUUUAGCCAUGUUCUCAUCCACCAUGGGAGCGAAACGGAAUAACAUUCCAAAACUGAGUGACGUUGGGAGGAUUAAGGUUACGGGAUAUGACACUGGUCUUCCGCUUGAUGAUCUCUACACGGCGUUGGCAGAACAUUUCUCUUCAUGUGGAGAGAUCUGGGAGAUUUAUAUUCCCUUAAAAUUUGAUGAGACUAAUACGAUUCUCAACAGGUUUUGGUGGCUUCUUCCUCCUCCAUUUCUUUCCAACUCAUCAGCUCAAGUUAACGUGGGAGGAUGGAAUGUCUCUGUUGAGGCUUAUCCGUAUCCGGCACACGCAAACGAUAAGGUUAUUGUAAGAGUUGAAGGAUAUGAUACUUCGCUUAGGAAGAGUCAAAUCUCGAGGGCUUUGGUUAAACUUUUCUCUCCAUAUGGAAAUAUCAUACGCCUCCAUUUUGUCAAAGAGAGCUCAGUUAGAGCUGUUGUUCACGGAAAAGACGUAGCUGAUACCGUGACUCAACUUAAUGGGAGCUACAUGCGAGGACGCAAAUUAGCUGUAUUGGGUGACUGCCAAACCGGAAAUACCUAUACGCCUCAUUCGCCGCCGCGUCAAUUUCAGUAA
Molecule: messenger RNA, 620 nt
Organism: Arabidopsis thaliana (thale cress)
Lineage: Eukaryota; Viridiplantae; Streptophyta; Magnoliopsida; Brassicales; Brassicaceae
Product: RNA-binding protein
Exons: 5
Coding region: 30-620 (196 amino acids)
Molecular function (GO): nucleic acid binding
Source: RefSeq, marked reviewed